Messenger RNA from Varanus komodoensis (Komodo dragon), 12658 nucleotides. It is a transcript of the gene LRP4, whose product is annotated as LDL receptor related protein 4. The transcript has 38 exons. Gene Ontology annotation, biological process: Wnt signaling pathway involved in somitogenesis; receptor-mediated endocytosis involved in cholesterol transport; canonical Wnt signaling pathway. NCBI's taxonomy places the organism in Eukaryota, Metazoa, Chordata, Lepidosauria, Squamata, Varanidae. Gene Ontology annotation, molecular function: calcium ion binding; protein binding. The record is from RefSeq and is a predicted model, not a curated record. The coding region runs from base 16 to 5763 and encodes 1915 amino acids.
GCAGGGGUCGCCACCAUGAGGCGGCUCGGGGGCGCCCGCCUGCCGCCGCCGCUCUUGCUGCUUCUGCUUCAGUUGGGAGCCCUCUUGGACGUGCGAGCAGGUGCAGCUCGCAGCAGCAGCAUGGAAUGUUCCUGUGGGCGCAACCACUUCACGUGUGCGGUCAGUGCCUUUGGUGAAUGCACCUGUAUCCCUGCUCAAUGGCAGUGUGAUGGUGACAAUGACUGUGGAGACCAUAGUGAUGAAGAUGGCUGCAUGCUGCCUACUUGCUCACCUCUGGAUUUUCACUGCGACAAUGGGAAAUGUAUCCGUCGUUCAUGGGUCUGUGAUGGGGACAAUGACUGUGAGGAUGAUUCUGAUGAACAGGACUGCCCUCCACGGGAGUGUGAGGAGGAUGAGUUUUCAUGCCAGAAUGGAUACUGCAUACGCAGUCUAUGGCACUGUGAUGGAGACAAUGACUGUGGUGACAACAGUGAUGAACAGUGUGACAUGAGGAAGUGUUCAGACAAAGAAUUCCGCUGCAGUGAUGGCAGCUGCAUAGCUGAGCACUGGUUCUGUGAUGGUGACACAGACUGCAAGGAUGGCUCAGAUGAAGAGAACUGCCCGUCAGAUAUUCCAGCAGCAACAUGUAGCCUGGAGGAGUUCCAGUGUGCGUAUGGCCGCUGUAUCCUGGACAUUUACCACUGCGAUGGAGAUGACGAUUGUGGGGACUGGUCUGAUGAAUCCGACUGCUCAUCUCAUCAGCCCUGCCGCUCUGGGGAGUUCAUGUGCAACAGUGGUUUGUGCAUUAAUGCUGGGUGGAGAUGUGAUGGCGACUUUGACUGUGAUGACCAGUCGGAUGAGAAGAACUGCACGACAUCUGUGUGCACAGCUGACCAGUUCCGUUGUAAAUCUAGUCGCUGUGUCCGCCUGUCUUGGCGCUGUGACGGGGAUGACGAUUGCACUGAUAACAGUGAUGAGGAAAACUGUUCAGACACAGGAAGUCCCCAGUGUGCCCCUGACCAGUUCCUGUGUGGGAAUGGGCGCUGCAUUGGCCAAAGAAAGCUGUGCAAUGGGGCAAAUGACUGUGGAGAUGGGAGUGAUGAGAGCCCUGAACAAAACUGCCGCCCCCGAACUGGCGAGGAAAACUGUAACCUCAACAAUGGGGGCUGUGCUCAGAAGUGUCAGAUGUCUCGAGGGGCAGUACAGUGUACCUGCCACACAGGCUACAGGCUCCUAGAGGAUGGCAGGUCAUGUCAUGAUGUGAAUGAAUGCGCAGAGGAAGGCUAUUGCAGCCAGGGAUGCACCAACACUGAGGGUGGCUUCCAGUGCUGGUGUGAGCAGGGCUACGAGCUUCGCCCAGACAAGCGCAGCUGUAAAGCACUGGGGCCAGAGCCUGUGUUGCUUUUUGCCAAUCGGAUUGAUAUCCGGCAGGUCUUACCUCACCGCUCAGAGUAUACCUUACUUCUAAACAACCUAGAAAAUGCCAUUGCUCUUGAUUUCCACCACAGCAAGGAGUUAGUGUUCUGGUCUGAUGUCACACUGGACCGCAUCAUGAGGGCUAACCUGAAUGGCAGCAAUGUGGAGGAAGUAGUAUCUACAGGACUGGAGAGUCCAGGUGGACUGGCCAUUGACUGGAUACAUGACAAGUUGUAUUGGACAGACUCUGGAACAUCUCGCAUUGAAGUGGCAAAUUUAGAUGGCACCCACAGGAAGGUGCUCCUUUGGCAGAACCUAGAAAAACCUCGUGCAAUUGCUCUUCACCCUAUGGAGGGCACUAUCUACUGGACUGAUUGGGGAAAUACACCUCGCAUUGAAUAUUCCAACAUGGAUGGCUCCAAUCGGCGCAUCAUUGCUGAUACUCAUCUUUUCUGGCCAAAUGGGCUAACCAUUGACUAUGCAGGGCAUCGAAUGUACUGGGUAGAUGCCAAACAUCAUGUUAUUGAGAGGGCUGACUUGGAUGGACAGAACAGGAAGGCUGUUAUUAGCCAAGGUCUUCCACAUCCUUUUGCCAUCACAGUAUUUGAAGACAGCCUAUACUGGACAGAUUGGCAUACCAAGAGCAUAAAUAGUGCCAACAAAUUUACCGGCAAGAAUCAGGAGAUCAUCCGCAACAAGCUUCACUUCCCUAUGGAUAUCCACACCCUGCAUCCUCAACGCCAACCAGCAGCAGGGAGAAAUCAUUGUGGAACAAACAAUGGAGGCUGCACUCACUUGUGCCUACCGAACAGCAAGUCAUACACCUGUGCCUGCCCCACAGGUUUUCGGAACACCAGCAGCCACACCUGUGCCCAGAGUCUUGACAAGUUCCUGCUUUUUGCCCGAAGGAUGGACAUCCGUCGUAUCAGCUUCGACACAGAAGAUCUGUCUGAUGAUGUCAUCCCCUUGGCUGAUGUGCGCAGUGCUGUGGCUCUGGAUUGGGAUGCAAAGGAUGACUAUGUCUACUGGACAGAUGUUGGCACUGACUCCAUUAGUCGGGCAAAAUGGGAUGGAACAGGCCAGGAGGUUGUGGUGGAUAGCAGCCUGGAGAGUCCCGCUGGUCUGGCAAUUGAUUGGGGCACCAACAAGCUGUAUUGGACUGAUGCAGGAACAGACCGGAUAGAGGUGUCCAACACUGAUGGAACAAUGCGAACUGUGCUGAUAUGGGAGAAUCUGGACAGACCCAGAGAUAUUGUGGUGGAUCCCAUUGGAGGGUUCAUGUACUGGACUGACUGGGGAGCUAGUCCAAAGAUUGAGCGUGCAGGCAUGGAUGCCUCUGGUCGCUUGGUGAUCAUAUCUUCCAACCUGACCUGGCCCAAUGGAUUGGCCAUUGACUAUGAGUCUCAGCGUCUGUACUGGGCAGAUGCUGGCAUGAAGACAAUUGAGUACGCUGGCCUGGAUGGUAGUGAUAGGAAGGUGUUGAUUGGAAGCAAUCUGCCUCACCCAUUUGGACUUACUCUUUAUGGACCUCGAAUCUACUGGACUGACUGGCAGGCAAAGAGCAUCCAGAGUGCUGACAAAAGGACGGGGCAGGAUCGUGAAACUCUGCAGGACAACUUGGAGAAUCUUAUGGACAUCCAUGUCUUUCAUCGACACAGGCCUCCAGUGCAUACACCAUGCAAAGUUAAUAAUGGUGGAUGUAGUCAUCUUUGCCUGCUGGCCCCUCUUCCUAAAGGUUACAGCUGCACUUGUCCCACUGGGAUCAACCUACAGUCAGAUGGCAAAACUUGUUUACCAGGGAUGACCAGCUUUCUAAUCUUUGCUAGGAGGGCAGAUAUUCGCCUUGUUUCACUUGACAUUCCAUAUUUUGCUGAUGUCGUUGUCUCAGUCAAUGUCACCAUGAAAAACACCAUUGCCAUUGGAGUGGAUCCUCAGGAAGGAAAGGUGUAUUGGUCUGACAGCACUCUGAGGAAGAUCAGUAGAGCUGCCCUGGAUGGCUCCCAGUAUGAAGAUAUCAUCACUACAGGCUUGCAAACCACAGAUGGAUUAGCAGUGGAUGCUAUUGGUCGCAAAGUAUACUGGACGGAUACAGGAACCAACAGGAUUGAAGUGGGUAACCUGGAUGGAUCAAUGAGGAAAGUUUUGGUAUGGGAAAACCUGGACAGCCCAAGAGCAAUUGCAUUGUACCAUGAGAUGGGAUUCAUGUAUUGGACAGAUUGGGGUGAGAAUGCCAAGCUGGAACGAGCAGGAAUGGAUGGCUCCAACCGCAUGGUCCUUAUCAACAACAAUUUGGGAUGGCCAAAUGGACUAGCUGUGGAUAGGGCAGGAUCGCAGCUACUCUGGGCUGAUGCACAUACUGAGCGUAUUGAGGCUGCAGAUCUGAAUGGUGCAAACCGCCACACCUUACUCUCUCCAGUGCAACAUCCUUAUGGUCUCACUCUUCUGGAUUCUUACAUCUACUGGACUGAUUGGCAAACGCGCAGCAUUCACAGAGCUGACAAGGAUACUGGUGCCAAUGUCAUCUUGGUCCGGGCAAAUCUGCCUGGUCUAAUGGAUAUCCAGGCUAUUGACAGGGGACGUCCUCUUGGUGCUAACAAAUGUGGCAUGAGGAAUGGUGGUUGCUCCCAUCUUUGCUUACCAAACCCCGAAGGCUUCUCAUGUGGCUGUCCUACUGGUAUCCAGCUGAAGGCUGAUGAGAGGACCUGUGAUCCAUCUCCUGAAACCUACCUGCUCUUCUCUAACCGGGGCUCCAUCCGGCGGAUCUCACUGGAUACUAAUGAUCACACUGAUGUCCAUGUUCCUGUCCCAGAGCUGAACAAUGUUAUCUCUCUGGACUAUGACAGUGUAGAUGGCAAGAUUUACUACACAGAUGUCUUUUUAGAUGUCAUUAGACGAGCAGACCUGAACGGCAGCAAUAUGGAAACUGUUAUUGGACAAGGACUGAAAACAACAGAUGGUCUGGCUGUCGACUGGGUGGCUAGAAACUUGUACUGGACAGACACAGGUCGCAACACAAUUGAAGUGGCAAGACUAGAUGGCAGCUGUAGGAAAGUGCUAAUUAAUAACAGCCUGGAUGAACCACGAGCAAUUGCCGUCUUUCCCAGAAAGGGAUAUCUCUUCUGGACAGACUGGGGGCACAUUGCUAAAAUUGAGCGUGCGAACUUGGAUGGUUCUGAGCGCAAGAUACUGAUCAAUACAGAUUUAGGAUGGCCCAAUGGGCUGACCUUGGAUUAUGACUUAAGAAGGAUUUACUGGGUUGAUGCUCACCUGGAUCGCAUAGAGAGUGCUGAUCUCAAUGGGAAGCUGCGUCAGGUGCUGGUCAGCCAAGUGUUGCACCCCUUUGCUUUGACACAGCAGGACAGGUGGCUCUAUUGGACCGACUGGCAAACUAAAUCUAUCCAGCGAGUAGACAAAUACUCUGGUCGAAAUAAGGAAACUGUGUUAGCCAACGUUGAAGGACUUAUGGAUAUCAUUGUGGUCUCUCCUCAGAGGCAGACAGGCACAAAUGCUUGUGGAGUGAAUAAUGGAGGAUGUACCCAUCUCUGCUUUGCCAGGGCGUCUGACUUUAUUUGUGCAUGUCCAGAUGAGCCAGAUGGGCAGCCAUGUUCCACUGUUCCUGGCACAGGCUACCCAGUUCCUGAGAGUACCCGUUCAGGCAAAAAGAAUCCAACUCCUGCUGAUAGACCCAUCUCUUCAACUACCAAACCUCUCAUAUCCGUGGGAACAACACAAGGAAAUUGUUCAGACAAAAAGAUUGGCCAAGACUUGUGCAACCGAGCAAAUGAAGCUGUGCUGGCAACCACAGGAGAAGGUCUACAUGUCAGUUAUAUUAUUGGAGGCCUUCUCAGCAUAUUGAUCAUUCUGCUGUUAAUUGGUGCUGUGAUUAUUUACAGGCACAAGAAGUCCAAGUUCACAGAUCCUACCCUAAAUAACCUUACCUACAGCAACCCUUCUUAUCGGACAUCUACACAAGAGGUGAAGAUUGAAACAAUUCCCAAGCCACCCAUGUAUAACCAGCUGUGCUUUAAGAAGGAGGCUGGCCCUGAUCAUACCUACACCAAGGAAAAGAUCAAGAUUGUAGAAGGAAUAUGCCUCUUGUCCAGUGAUGAAUCUGAAUGGGAUGAUCUUAAACAGAUACGGAGCUCUCGUGGAUGUAUUCUCCGUGACCAUGUCUGCAUGAAGACUGAUACAGUCUCUAUCCAAGCCAGUUCUGGCUCACUGGAUGACACUGAGACAGAGCAACUGUUGCAGGAAGAACAGUCAGAAUGCAGCAGCAUCAAUGCAGCAGCUACUCCUGAGCGUCGGGGCUCCCUUCUAGACACAGGGUGGAAGCACGAACGCAAACCCUCAACAGAGAGUGAAGUCUAAAGCACACACAACACUUGUCCCUCUCCUCUGUCAUCCUUCGCACUGAUGAGAUAGGAUCCUGCCUGCUACUCAAGAAGGAACUUGAAAAUUAGCUUCUGUGUCACAUGAAGCCCAGAGACUGUCUUUGAUGAGGAGCCUGAGCUAGCCUGUGCCUUAGUGGCGGAUGGGCAGAGACCUUUUGUCUCAUUGUUAGUUGAUGUUUAUUUAUAUGUCUCUUCUUCCAAGAAGCUGUGGUGCUGAAUUCAGCAGCAGCUUUUUUCAGCUGCAUCUGACACAGCUUUAUCCAAUCUAGUGCACAAACUAGCCAAGGACUCUGCACCACCACUGACCAGAGUUUCUGAACUACUCACUCCUGAUACCUUGUUGCCUUUCUUUAGAGGCUCUUGGCACUAACUGGAUUUUGCACUGCACUCUUUCUACCUUAAGGUGAAAAGGUUGGGGCCAGUGAAGGUGCCUGACAUGAAAAUGGUGAUGUGAGAACAGGUCACUUUUCAGAUACUUGUGCGGGGAGAGCAAAGGCAGCUGCAGUCUCAUUGCACAGGGGCACUAAAAAUAUCACUGCCUUCUUUUCAAGCUGUGGGAAACCACUGCUAAAUCCAGCAUAGAGUGUAAGGAAUCCAAGGGGUAAAGCACUCAGUCUGUUGCUGGCAACAGACAAUGUUCCUGCUGCGCUAGAUGUUCACUCUUGUCCUAAAACAUACUUUUUUUGCAAAUAGAACAUAUGCAUCUGUUCCCUGGGGGGACUGAUUUUUAUUUUUAAUGCGCUUCCCAUUAACUAUGACUUGCAAGGAAAGUGCUGGGUGCAAUGGUAUUGUAUCAUACUUCUUUGUUAGUUCUUUUGAUAGGCCAAACCUCUGAAAACGUGUGCUACUGAAAACAAUAUUAGCCUGUGGAACAACAAGUGGGCAAUGCAUUUUUUAAAACAAUGGAAUAGACUUGGACAGGAGAUAUAUUCAAACUCCAGCUCCAACAUGCUGCUGGAUAAACCCAAUGGGGGAUUUUUCCUAAGCCUUUUUUGCCAGUGUUUCUCUUCGGAAGUUCUGGAAGGAAGGAUUUGCUUGCACCUUCUUCUCAUUUCUGCUGUAUGGCUUGAGCAGUGAAAGCAUGGUGUCAAAAACUGGGUGUGUGCAAUCAAUAGAUAAUGAAUGUGCAUGGAAGGGGGGAAGCAGACAGGUGACAGGUAAUAAGUUAGGAAGCACACUUCCACUCAUGUUCAGUACAUUUAAGGAGUUCCUUUUGUCCUUGGUGCAACUAGGUCACUAUUUCCAUGCUAUGAAAGAGAGAUCCAAGGCUGAGUAAUUGCCUUUUUGGAACAGGUGAUUUAUAGAGAGAGGUUCAUGCAACAUAGUUGUUACAAAUAGUCCAGAGAGUAUUUGGCAAGAUGGCACUUACAUUGCAGAGAAAGCUUUUCCAGAGCUAUUCAUCACGUUAUUUAUUCUCUGGGAAUGUAUUAUCUGGCAUGAUCCAUCACCCCAGUCCUGCAAGUGCCUCUCUUUUGGUUAGUGAGUGAUACAUAUGACUGAAGUUGUGUUUUGUGACUGUCUGUGACAUCACUGAUGAUGAGGACACAUUCUAUCCAAGUGCCUAUAUGAUUUUGUCAUUUGAAAUAGGGAAGCAGCAAGUACAGUGGUACCCUGGCUCACGAACUUAAUCCAUUCCAGAACUCUGGUCGUGACCCAAAUUGGUUGUGAGCCAAGUCAAAUUUCCCCAUAAGGUUCAAUGUAAAUAAGCUUAAUCUGUUUUGUAACUAUUUUUUAAUCACAAAAAUUUGAAGCAAAGUGACAACAAAGAUCGGGGCCAUCUCCCCCCACCACCCCAAGCACAACUGCGAUCAGGCCCAUCAUCCCUGCACCAGCACGACCACAAUCGUAGCCGUAGGCGUGCGCGAUUGCAGGCAGGGGAGAUGGGCAUGAUUGCCGACGCACUGGUGGGGAGACGGGCGCGCUCAGGGAGAGGUGCCCGUGAUCGUAACCCAGUGUGGAGUUCACAACCAGAGGCAAAUUUUUUCAGAAAUUUCUGUUUGCUACCUGAUUUGAUCGUGAACUGAGGCAUUCGUGAGCUGAGGUACCACUGUAUUUAAGUUGUGGUCAUGGGCUCAUUCUCUUGUUUAGUUCUAAAGUGUCCCCAUUUGAUUAUUUUUAAUCCUUCAGAGCAAUACAACAGUGGAACCAGCUUCCUAGAGAGGUGGUGGGCUCUCCCACACUAGAGACUUUCAAAAAGAAACUGGACAGCCAUCUGAGUGGGAUGCUGUAACAUGGUGUCUUGCAACAGCAGGGGAUUGGACCUGAUGGCCUUCAUGGCCCUUCCCAACUCUACUAUUCUAUGAUUCUGUGAUUCACUCUUUAAAUGUAAUUUGAGGUUGUUAUUCCAUUUCCACAAUGGGAACUUACUUUCCCCCCAUGAUGUCUUGUAGCUUUUGUUCUGCAACAAGCCUGUUCACAAGGAAAGUGGUUUUACACACUUAACCUAAAACUAUAAUGUACAUCUGCAACCAAUAGAUAGUUUCUUUCCCAUGUGUUCCUGCACCAGAAAGCUUGGAUUGGCCAUGGCAGUUGUACAAUUUCAACUGCCUUUGCUUGCUGCUUGUGUGAGAGUGUGUGUGUGUGAGAGAGAGAGAGAGAGUUUUAAGUAGCUCACUCAUUUCACAGAAAUCUGCUUGUCCUAAUUUGUCCACAAUUCACAUCCAAUCUGCCAUGCUUCUGCUAGUUUCCUUUACCAUCAGCAUCCUUGCCUCAUCUUCUCUGCUAUUUCUACAAUGUUAAUUUAAAUUUUCUGGUGGAUUUCCCCCCCUAAACACUGGGCAUAAAUGCAGAUGCUCACCGUUCUCAAGAAGGAAAGACAGAUGCUGGAGCAGCAGGCACACAACAUAGCCUUAAAACAGCCAGUCUUAGAACAAAGGUAGCUUGCCUGACAAUUUUGUUAACCCUAACCUUUCUCAUGUAACUAUCAGGAAAACCCUCUUACUUUUUAAAGAAAGCUGUUAAUUAGAAUCUAUUAUUUGUGUUUAAAAACACAUACACACAAACUUCAAUUUCUGAGUUGCAUAACAAAAUCAGCUAGUGCUUAAAUGUUUCUGUACUUUGAGUAGAUCUUUGCAGUAUAUGUCAAUAUUCUUCCAUCAAAGGCCCACUAAUCUUGGUUGGCCCAUCUCAGAACUGUGUCAGGCCGUUAGAUACUACUACUGUUCUGCCAUUUUUGCACACUCUCUUAGAGCAAUCACUGUGUUUGCUUUCCUGGCUACCUUAAGUCUUGACUCUCAUAGCUCCAUAACUAACAAAUGCUCCUAUCUCAGUGUGUACUGAGAUAUACUCUCUUUACAUGCUUAACUUUGCAGGGGGCAGGAGUUAGAGAUGCUUUUGGCCAUCCAGUUGAAAACUGGCACUCAGUAAGUUACAGCAAUACAAAUGUGGUACCUUUAAAUCCAAAUUGAAUGGAAGGUAGUCCCUGUGAUUCAAUGAAAAUAUGUAUGGAGUGGCUACAAGCACAUGGCAGACUGCAGAAAAACCUCCGUAUUGUUAGCACUUAAAUAUCCCAUUUGCUUCUAAGGCAUUCUUGUAUGGAUGUUAGUGCAUAAUAAUCCUGUGAAGUAGGUUAGGUUGAAGGAUGAUGUCUGUUCCAAAGUCACUAAAUUUUAUGGUUGAAUGGAAAUUUGAAUCCAGGUGUCCUGGCCCAGGUCUAACAUCCUGUCCAUUACACCACUAAUUCACUCUGGAUUUGGGGGAGCCAUCACAUGACUGCUUUCUGCAUGUGAGUUGGAACUUAAAUCUGAGGUGGGCUUUAGUGGAGGGUCGUCUUCUCAAAGCAGUUUGUGUUGCUAACUCUCUGGGCCUCACCAUGUAAGUUUGCAUAGUUUUAGCCACAUGUAUAACUGCAUCCUGUCCUUCACAUGUAACUCACAUGGGAAAUGUCAGUGUGACCAGCUGCAGUGAUUUCCAUGGUCUCAGUACCUGGAAAAAAUGCUGCCUUUCUUGCAGAAGUUCCUGUAUUACCAUUGUACAGGAUGGUUCAUGCCAAGAGGAUGGUCUGUAGCCACUUGCAUCUCAACUGUGAGAACCAUGUUUUCCUCCUCCUCACUCUAUUUUCAUUCAUGGAUGUAAACGUAAGAAAAUAUUAUUUUUUUCUUGUUACUGCAUUGCAUUUAUAUCCUGUCCUUUUUCCUCUUGUGAGGAACCCAAGGUGGCUUACAUGGCUCCAUUUUUAUCCUAACAACUCUGUGAGGUAGGUUAGGCUGAGAGUGACUGACUGAUCCAAAGGCAUCCAGCAAACUUCAUGGCUGAAUGGGGACAAGAACCUGGAUCUCCCAGAGUCCAACUCCAUUACCACACUCUCUCUCAUCCUCCAAACAAGCCUGGAUUGUAAUAAUGCCCUUUCUAGAAAGGCUGAUUUUCAUUUUGUUUUCUAUUUUAAUAGAGAAUUGGGAAGAAGUACAGUAAUUGUACAGUAAUCAGCUCUACCCUCAUAUUUCCUGAGGUGGUGGUAAAUUAAGUGCAACACAGGAGAGAGUAGGUGGUGUGCUCAGGGUUGGAAAACCUUAGGCCUAUGGGCCUAAUAUGGGCCUUUUGAAUUUGCAUUCCUUAAAUGGUUACUGAUUGUUUGGUGGUGUCACAGCUCCGAUGCUUUUUUCCCCCACUUUAAAAGUUUGAAAUGCCUCUGCUAAGACCAAGUUACUGGUAGUAACAGCAUUAAGUUAAAAUAGGCUGGCAUUUUAACUUGCACAUUUCCCUUUGGCCUCAAUUGCCACUGCAGUAUUGUUCUCCAAGAGUUUCUCUGAAAUUGAAUUCAGGCCUUGGGCUGACAACAAUUCUUUGCCCAUGUUCUAUUGCCACUUAUUUUCUCAUUUGCAAAUAUCCCCCAGGUACAAUUCUUCCCUGAGCACAGGCCUUGUCUGAUUUUGCAGCAUGAUUGGAGCAGAAACAUUACAAAUUACGCUUGGGCAUUUAUGAGCAGAACAUAUGGUUAACAUCUAGACCAAUCUUUUUGUCAAAGAUUGGGGUACCUUGUGGAUGUGAAUGCUCCCCAUAAUUUUCCACUGAGUUACUGUUUUUCUCCUUUCCAGUAAUCUUUCACCCCAUGGCUUCAGAUAAAAAAUCUAUUUAGCCAUCAUUGUAUGUAAACCCCUAAACGUGAGAAGACUGCAUGUGGAUGAGAUCACUAGCUCCACCCUGUUUCACUUGCCAUUCCCAUCAGGCUCUACAUGUAGAAAGCAGUUGUUGGAGAGCCUCGUCUCUCAAAAUUUUUACAAUCCAGGAAAACCAGGGCUUAUUUAUAUGUUGUUUACUUUCAAGUAUUAUUAGUUUUGAAAAAGAAAGCUGCAUAGACAAAUGAGACUAGCUAUAUACUGGUGCAUUUCAUGGUAUAGAAGGUUAAUAAUUGGAUUGCCCAACACUGGUUAAUGUGCAUUCCUAUGAAAUUUGGUUAGGAUUGGGGCAUGGACCUGUCUUUAUAUUAUUUCACAUUUCCUCUAUGUCUCCUGAAGGGGAAAAAAUAGAUUGUAAUUUAUUUAUUUAGGGGGCUCCAACCUUCUGUGGUCUUGACUGCUGAAAAGUCCUUAGAUUAAUGGAUGAGGAAACCAAGUCUCAGCAAAGGUAUAUGGGUAUAGGUUCUGUUGCUGAAAACAUGGAGAAAAACAGGCAUUUGGGGAAAGCGUUUAGGAAAAAUGAAGCCAGGCUUCUGACAUCCAAAGCAGGCAGUUGCAUUUAGAAUAUAUCUUACUAAAAGUGGAGGCUGGGAAAUAAGGUGACUUCAGACGCUCAGUGGAUCAUAGACAUAGCUUCUGCUGUGGAGGGCUAUUACUUUCAGCCCAGCUACUUUUAAUAACCCCCACUUGAAAGCACUUGCCUUGUCUUGGCAAGGAGGUUUACUAUUGCACAUUCCAGUCUUGAGACUAUGUAUUGAUCUGCUUUUUCAAAACCUGAUUCCUCCAUUCCACCACCAGUGGUAAUUCUCAUAGCUGCAGGGGACUGGAAGAAUGGCACCUAUGACUUUAGUUUCACAUGUGAAGUAAGCAAAGAUGAAAUCCUCUAUUUGCAUGUAAACAAGCAAAUUUGGACCAAGGCUGCUGGUUACAGAGCUCUUCACUUGCAUGCUGAAGAAGCAAAGUCUCAUUGCACUGGGACUUCAAAGAAGGGGAAAGGCUAGAAGUGGGGACAAUCUUUUGAGCACUGAUCUACUGUGUAAAAAGCUAUUUUUUUUUUCUCUCCUGUCUUUCCUGAGCUAAUGGCAGCAAUUUCCCUGCAUUCCUGUGUAAUGGUUUUAAUGUUACUCACUGGAGAGAUUGAUUUUUAUUUUCUGGUGUUAUUUAACCACUAUGUUCAGUAUUUUAGGGAAUAAUGAUAAUUUAAUAUAAAAUUUAGCUUUUCUUAAUCACUCUGCUGGCCUUUUGAGUUGUGAAUCAGUGUGACCCAAGCCUGCUUCCUGAACAAACAGAACCCAUAAAAACUCAUCUGAAGCUACAACUCAAUUGGGAGUAUUGUGAAAGCAGAAGAAUGGCAAUUCACUGAUGGGACUAAUACAUAUUCAUGGUUUAGUAUCAAACUUUUCUGAAGCUCAAAUCAGUGGGGUUUUGGCUUUCUUGUGAAAUGAACUUAACACUGCACAUGAUCUGACCUUAGACAACAUGAAGCUCAGAGAUUUUUGCAUUUUCCAUGCUGGCAAUUGAAAUGUUGAAAAAUGUGUUAUUUGUUAGAAAGUACGUUCUUCUGCAACCUGUUCCACUCUGUAAGCGAUCACUGUGUUUAUCUUUUAGUUCACAGGGUUUUUCUAUUCUUGAUACACCAGAUCUCAAACGUGUGAGUUAUUUAUGAAACCAAGUAGAAAGUUUCCACUGCUUUACUAUACAUCUAAAUGAAGCAGAUCACAAUAAUGGAAAACAUUAAAUGAGUUGUUAAAAAUAAAA